This is a messenger RNA of Penicillium canariense, 558 nucleotides long. RefSeq names its product carboxymuconolactone decarboxylase family protein. Lineage: Eukaryota; Fungi; Ascomycota; Eurotiomycetes; Eurotiales; Aspergillaceae. The coding region runs from base 1 to 558 and encodes 185 amino acids. The record is from RefSeq and is a predicted model, not a curated record. The transcript has a single exon.
AUGCGUAUCCCCUACGUCCCCAACCCCCCACCGACUAGCACGCCAGAGGAGGCAAGCGUUCUCUCCAGUGUUCAAGCACGCCGUGGCUCGAUCGGCCUUAUCCCGCUCGAUCUAGCAUUGCUGCAUUCGUUCCCGGUAACCGAGGGGUGGGGCGCAUUCAUCGGGGCGAUCCGUACUCGGACAAGUCUGCCAGCUUUGAUCACGGAGCUUGCGAUCAGCCGCGUAGCAGUGGUGAAUCGCGCAUGGUUUGAGUGGGAGCAUCAUCAGCCUUUGCUCACCCAAGCCGGACUGAGCGAUGAAGCUCUCAAGCUUGUUGGCGAUGACCAGGUUGAUUUUGCGAGCGAGGUUGCCGAGAAGACAUUCAGCCGAGAGGAGAGGGCGGUGUUGAAGUACACGGAUGCUAUGACCAAGACGGUGACUGUGCCCGAUGAGGUCUUUCAGGAACUGAAGGUCCACUUUAGCGACAAGGAAGUAGUCGAGAUCACGGCCACCGUGGCAGCGUACAACUGUGUCAGCCGGUUUUUGGUGGCUCUGGAUGUCGGCGAGAAGAAUGCCUAA